Penicillium verrucosum is the source of this 2226-nucleotide messenger RNA. Its product is annotated as mRNA-binding ribosome biosynthesis protein NOP4. The record is from RefSeq and is a predicted model, not a curated record. The coding region runs from base 1 to 2226 and encodes 741 amino acids. Gene Ontology annotation, molecular function: RNA binding. NCBI's taxonomy places the organism in Eukaryota, Fungi, Ascomycota, Eurotiomycetes, Eurotiales, Aspergillaceae. The transcript has a single exon.
AUGGUUGAAUUACACAAGAAACGACGUCUCUCGGACGCCGAGAGCCCCGAAAUCAAAGUCGAGGCCACUACACCCGCCGCCGAGGCCUCGACCGCACAGAACAAGAGAACUCUUUUCGUCCGCUCACUACCCACCUCAGCCACGACAGAGAGCCUGGCAGAACAUUUCUCGCAAUCCUACAUUAUCAAACACGCUGUUGUUGUCUGUGACAAAGAGACAAAGGUGUCCAAGGGAUUCGGUUUUGUUACAUUCGCCGAUGUCGAGGAUGCGGAGAGCGCUCUGAAGGAACUCAACGGGUCCAAGUUUGACGGGAAAAUCAUUCGCGUCGACUAUGCCGAGUCUCGUAAGCGUGAGAUCGAUGAGAAAAUUGGACGCAGUGUCCCCACUGCCGCAUCCCGCGAGACCAAGAAGCAGAAGGAAGAGGAGAGAGGGCAGGGCCUGCCGCCCAAGCUGAUUGUUCGCAAUCUGCCGUGGAGUAUCAAGGAGCCCGAGGAUCUGAAUGUCCUGUUCCGCAGCUUUGGAAAAGUCAAGUUUGUUACCCUCCCCAAGAGGAAUGGCAAACUUUCUGGUUUCGGUUUCAUUACCAUGCGUGGCAGGAAGAACGCCGAGAAGGCAAUGCAGAUGAUCAACGGAAAGGAGAUCGAUGGACGUCAACUCGCUGUCGAUUGGGCUGUUGAGAAGGAAGUUUGGGAAACUACCAAGAAGGAAGACGUCGACGAGGAGGAGGAGCAGAAAGAGGAGAAGGAGUCUGAUGAUGUUGAGACGGAAGAUGCCGAGGGUGUUCUGGAGGAGCCCUCAGACGACGAAACCUCUUCCGACGAAGACGACGAUGAGGACGACGAUCUCGAUGAACUAGACGACUUGGACGAUGAUGAGGCAGAGGAGGAGGAUGACCGAAAUGCCACCACAAUCUUCAUUCGCAACCUCCCCUUUACCGCCACAGACCAGGCCCUCUACGACCACUUCAAAACUCACUUUGGACCGCUACGGUACGCACGUGUGGUCCUUGACUACGAGACCGAACGCCCUCGAGGCACAGGAUUCGCCUGCUUCUGGAAGCCCGAAGACGCCAACACAUGCAUUCGUGAAGCCCCCCGAGGAGCCGAAGCCAUGGCCCCUAACAAGGACAAGCCUAAGUCAAACACCGCUAUGAAGCACUCCGUCCUUCAAGAUGACAACUCCGACCCCAGUGGUCGCUACACCUUGGAAGGCCGCGUCCUACAAGUCGCACGGGCCGUUAGCAAGGGCCAAGCCGCCAAGCUGGAAGAGGAGGGAGUAUCACGCCGUAUGGUCCGCGACACAGACAAGCGCCGCCUGUACCUCCUCAACGAGGGUACGAUCCCCUCCAACUCCCCACUUUACAAGAAGCUCUCUCCCUCCGAAGUCAAGAUGCGCGAGGACAGCUACAAGCAGCGUGAGACCUUCAUCAAGAAGAACCCAGCUCUCCACCUCAGUCUCACCCGUCUCGCCAUCCGUAACCUCCCCCGCCAGAUCGACUCCAAGGAAUUGAAGCAGCUUGCUCGAGAGUCCGUCGUCAACUUCGCCAAGGAUGUCAAGGCGGGCGCACGCCACCCGCUCUCAAAAGAGGAGCAGCAGCGAUCCCGUGAUACCAUGAAGGAGCUGGAGCAGCUGCGCAAGCAGAAGAAGAUGGGUAUUGUGCGCCAGGCCAAGGUCGUCUUCGAGACUCGCGAGGGUACCAAGGUCUCCGAGAAGACUGGAGGUGGUCGCAGUCGUGGAUACGGAUUCAUCGAGUUCUUCACUCACCGUCACGCACUGAUGAGUUUGCGCUGGCUGAACUGCCACUCCAUGGCAGUUCCUCCUUCUGCUCAGGAUCCCGAAGACCGGGAUAAGAAGAAGAGCCUCGUUGUUGAGUUUGCCAUUGAGAACGCCCAGGUCGUUAAGCGCCGUAAUGAGCUGCAGGCUAAAUCCCGCGAGCCCAGGCCCAAGCGCUCAGAUGAUGCCGAGGGUGACGGAGAGAGGGGUCAAAAGAGGAAGCGCUCUGAUACUCGUGGUGGUAAAGGAAAGGAUGGAAGAGACGCACGAGGUGGACGAGAUGGCCGGGAUGGCCGGGAUGGCCGGGAUGGACGGGACGCGAAGCGUGGCAAGACUGGAAAUGGAAAGAGCCCCAAAGAUGAGAAGGUGAAUGAAGACGAGGACAAGGCCGCUAAGCGCAACCGCAUUAUCGGACAGAAGCGCAUGAAGCGGAAGUCCCGUAAGGGGAAUUAA